GGCUCCAAAGACAAGAAGAAGAAAGAGAGGAAGAACGUUUCGAAGGAUGAUUUGAAGCGCGAAGAGGACGAGGCCAUCAGGAAGAUAAUCGAGGAGAAAAUGGACAUUCGAGGAGGAUAUGCCAAGCCUACAUGGAAAGACGUUCUCAUCGUGCAGCUUGUGUUAUUGCCGUAUACGAUUGGUCAGUGGAUUAAAUUCCAACUGAGCUGGCUUUGGCGAUUCACUUACAAAGGAGAGCCACUCGGUGAUGCGGAAAAGCUGUACUUGAUCCGUCGAUAUAUGGGGAAAUCUGCUUCUGAAUUCGAGGCGUUGGAUCCAAAGGAUCACGAGGCAUAUAUUCGUGAAGAAUUAUACGUAUGGGAUAAUUUCAAGGCAUGGAAAGAGGAAGUGGAGGAAGAAGAAAGGCGUGCCUUGGCUGAAAAUGCGCGAUACAAAUCUUUCCGCCGAUACAUGAAAAAUCAUGGGCCGGGACGUAUAACUUUCGAUGACGAUUAGAUUAGAGAAGAAUUCAUUCCUCGCAUACUUUCCAGUGCUUUCCAGCUGCUUGCAUUUAUUCCAGGCGUUUGUGAAAAAGCCGUGUGUAAUUAUGCUCUUCUGGAUCUUGAGUGGUUUUUUGUUUUAAUUCUUCGUUGGUGAAUAAUUUCAAGCGGUCGUAUCAUUUUCCCUGUGAAACCAAAUGUCUUCCUUGUCGAUUGACGAUACUUUUUUUUAAUAACCGUGUUCACGCGAAUAUAAAAUGUACUUUUUGUUUUUUAUCCGCUAAAAUAUAGGAUGCGUUUUAAAUGUGCACUCAUUCAAUGUCUCGUGAAGUAAUUUUACCGAUGGGAAUAAUUUUGAAGCAUAACCUGAAAAAAAUACAGAAAACUGAGUAAUUUAUAAGAAUGAAUAAGAAAAUGGCGACUUUCAACUCCGAGUAUUUGAUUGUGGUGGGAAAUUAUUAAUAUUACAUUAUUUUAGAAAAGUGACUCUUCAUGCGUCCGUUUAAAACUUUAUACACUUUUCGAUCCUUAGUGUAAGAAGGGAUUUUCUUACUAAAUUUUCCAGAUAUAGUUUCUCCUGGGUUAGGGUUCGAAACUUUUGGAUGCAUUUUGAAAAUGGUAAAACCAAUUAAAUUAUUCCCGCACGUCAGCUGUUAAUGGCGACGGCGUCGCGCGA
Notodromas monacha is the source of this 1155-nucleotide messenger RNA. The record is from the annotation of a GenBank genome assembly. NCBI's taxonomy places the organism in Eukaryota, Metazoa, Arthropoda, Ostracoda, Podocopida, Cyprididae.